CGAGGUCUGGCACGCCCCCGUGGAGGCCGCGCUGGGCGGCCUGGGGGCGGUGGCGGAGCCUUCCGGCCCCAGCGGCGAGGAGGCCUCGGCGGGCGGCGCGCCGGGGCACCCGGAGCUCCUGGCCGCCGUGGCCCAGGCCAGCGGCACCGACCUGGGCGCCGCACUCGACCUGCUGGCCGCCGUGGCGGACGCGGGCGGCGCCGCCGCGGCGCAGGCAGAGGAGGAGCCCGAGACCCUGGUCGUGUCGGCGGUCGACGAGGGCGAGCUGACGGACGCGUCCACGGAGCCCGACCUGCAGGCGGUGGCCGCCAACCCCGCGCCCGAGGAUACGAGCCCCCGCGGGAGCCGCUGGCGCGACUGCGGGGGGCACAGCGGGACGGCAGGCCGGCCUGGAUGACGAGGGGCGUGGGCAUAGGCGAGAAGGUGCUGGGGAAGUCCACCGGAGAGUUGAUGAAGCCAGGGCUCACGAGGGCGGACCUGGAGCGGCUCGAGCGGGAGGGUCCCGCGGCCGGCCCGGACCCGUUCGGGGAGGUCUUCAGG
This is a messenger RNA of Prorocentrum cordatum, 540 nucleotides long. NCBI's taxonomy places the organism in Eukaryota, Dinophyceae, Prorocentrales, Prorocentraceae. The record is from the annotation of a GenBank genome assembly.